Messenger RNA from Maudiozyma barnettii, 1050 nucleotides. RefSeq lists its product as uncharacterized. Bases 1 to 1050 code for a protein of 349 amino acids. Gene Ontology annotation, cellular component: RAVE complex. The record is from RefSeq and is a predicted model, not a curated record. The transcript has a single exon. Lineage: Eukaryota; Fungi; Ascomycota; Saccharomycetes; Saccharomycetales; Saccharomycetaceae.
AUGUCAACUGAAUUAUACAACUACGAUAUAGCACAGGAAAGUUACAAAGACAAUAUUGAAAAGGACCAUAUUAAUGAAUUGCGAUGGCUUAUCAAGGAUAUAAUUAAACCAGAUUUACCAUAUAUAAUUGACGAAGUGGAAUAUUGUUUAACUGUACUAAAUAGUAAUGAAAUAUCACGAAUGCCGAUUACUACUGGUGGCUUGGCGAGCGAUCCAAAUGCACCUCAAAUACAAGGCAUAAUAACUCGACAAGGACCUUAUAUACUAGAUAUACAGUUUACAAUUAAGUUUACACAUUAUAAAAAAGGUCAAUUGAUUUCAUUCCAAGGAAAUCCAGAUAUGAGUGCCGCAACACCUAUGGAAAAAUAUGGGAUAUUACAAUUACAAGUAGCCAACAAGAAAUUAUCAGAAAUGCUAAAAACUUUAGAGGAUUUAGAAAUGAUAAAUGAUGAUGAAAAGUUUGUUCAGCUUUUUGGAAUGAUUUUAAGCUCUUUAACCCAAUUAAUUAAUAUCUUACAGAAUCCCCCGAACGAAUUAAAUUUCCCUUUUGAUAAUAAUAACAUUUUGAAACAUUUCUAUCACAAAAGUUAUAGUGAGCUCUGCGAAUCCAUACAUCACUUAUUAAGUUUAGAAGUUGUACUUAGUGGGAAUAAAUUCAUUCUUGAUUUCAGAAAUUUGGAUAAAGUGGUGAAGAAACCAUGGUGCGAAAUAGAUCCCAAUACUGGUAAGUCUCUGGUUGACAAAAUUAAAGAACAGCAGAGGAGAGAACGAAGAAAGAAACUGCAAGAUAUAUUAAUAGAAAACGAUAUCGCGGUAGAAGAAGCUAGUUUAUUGAACAAUAUAAUGCAAUCCACGUUCAAUAAAGAAUCUACCACUUUGCAAAAGGCCCAAUUUUUCACUAGCAGGUGUGUUACUUUCGAUGGUAAAGUGAUAAUGGAAUUAGAAAAAACAUCUACGUCAUGUAGUGACCAACCAUUAAUAAAUUUAACGAAUAAACUUAACGAAUUAGAAGAAAAACUAAGUAAUCACUUUAAUAAUCUAUCUAUAUAG